AUGUUGCUUUCUUUUGCUCAGCGGACGAACACCCUGAAUGCCGGUCCCUACCAUCCGCCGUUGCUGCAAGGGUGCCCACCCGCCAAGCACUUGCAGUUGCAGAAGUGCUUGGUGAUGGGCGAUGAUGAUGAGGAGGAUGACACAUGCCCACUAUGCAUGCAGCCGAUGGACGAGACGGAUAUCUCCUUUUUUCCUUGUUCCUGCAAUUACCAGGUUUGCUUGUUCUGCGUCCACUACAUCAUGGAGCAGAUGAACGGCAAAUGUCCGGCAUGCAGACAGGACUAUGUGGAGUCCGAAUUCAGGUUUGAUGCGAGCCGUGCCCAGUCAUUCCGCGAGAAACGAGCAGAGAAGAAGAAGGGUGGCAGCAAAAAGGAGGAGGUGCCUCGAGAGGAGCAGGAGAAGGACACGCCAGCACAGCAAGCGGAAAAGGCCAAGGGCAGAGGCGGACGCCGUGAUUUGUCAGAGGUUCGUGUUGUGCAGAGGAGCCGGCUUAUGGUGUGGGAAGUUGGUGGGCCUGGCCGCAUCUCUGCCAGAGUCAUGGCUCAGCUGCCUGGUAUGAUCGAGCAAGCGACUCUGUGCACUGACUGUGUUGGAAGAGACACGUGGAUAGCCUGUCCCAAGUUUGUGGGUACGGACAUGCUCACGCAUCUCACAUGUCAAUUAGCCGGACAGAAGUGCAAUGUCGUUGACUGCGACAGCUCCAGUACCAGGCAGGAAAAUGGGGACUAG
Molecule: messenger RNA, 729 nt
Organism: Symbiodinium sp. CCMP2592
Lineage: Eukaryota; Dinophyceae; Suessiales; Symbiodiniaceae
Source: the annotation of a GenBank genome assembly